CACACCUCUCAACUCGACGCAUAAAACUCGCAUCACCAGAUACGUCGAUCUGAACUUAGCUUGUAGCUGCAGCAGCAUAUUUUCUGCACAAUCUCAUCCUUAUCUACCGCCUUAGACUCAUAAUGGCGUCCACUCGUCGCUUCGUUGCACUCAACGCCCAAGCUAGAUCAUGGCGAAUGCCCCCCGGAUUGUCGUACCGGAAGCUUCAGCAAAAGUUCCGAAACGGCGCUGAGCCAGCUCCUCUUAUUGAUCUCAGGGAGAUUGCCGACGAGAUAGGUGUGGGUACUGUUCGUGCCAAAAUAUUGACGAACUGCUUCACUGCACUUGGUGCCAAUGCAUCGCCAAUCGAUGUUAAUGAGGAUUCAAUCAAUGGCUCUCACGGCUUGGUGGACUGCCAAACUAGACCACAAGACUCUUACGACUAUUCAGUCCUUAUGCAGGAAACAGAGGAGCAACUUGGUUCUUACAGACCAGACCUCAUCGUCGCCCCUGUCGAUAUCGCUCGAGGUGCAAUUUCACACUUCAAGUCAGAAAGCAGUGCUUAUUCAACGGCUGUGUCAGCAGUUGAACCCGACACGGCUGCUUGUCUUUUCAAGAGUCUUGCGAUUGGUGAAUCAACUACGAUUACAACAACACACACCAUUAUGACUGAACUCAGAAAGCGGUGCCUGUCGACUGGAUCCUGGGACAUAUUGAAGCAGGGCAUCGAUGCGAGUCUUACUGUAUCGGACUUUGAAGCCCACCAAGCCGUGCUCUAUCUCCAGUCACACGGAAUUCAGGCAGGACCAGCUGGUGCUGCAUCACUGGCAGCGCUUAAACGGCUUACAAUCUCCGAUAAAAAGGCUCUUGGCUUGACCAGGAAUUCGACUGUCGUGAUCUUUUGCCCUAUGACUAGCGACGCAACUUACGAUACCCCACAUGAUGUCUCUGCUGACGAUCCCAUCCUCAUCACUCAAACAUUAGUCAGAAUCAAUUCUGCAAGCCCUAUUCUUGGAUCUGUGGCUGGCCCUGGAGAGACCGUGGUCGCUCAAUACAUCGCAUCAUGGUUGGAACAUCGCGAUAUAGCAACCCAUUGGAUCGAAUCUGUCAAGGGCCGUCCAUCGGUUGUUGGCGUUAUACGUGGCUCCGGAAGAGAUGGUGCAAAGUCCCUGAUGCUGAACGGACACAUCGAUACCGUUACGCUGAUGGGUUAUGAGGACGACCCUCUGAGCGGCAAAAUCAUCAACGGAAAACUCCAUGGUCGUGGAUCAGCGGAUAUGAAGAGCGGUGUUGCAGCAGCCAUGGUAGCUCUAGCUAAUGUCAAGCGCCUAGAGCUGAACGGCGUUAAGCUUGGUGGUGAUGUUAUCUUCACCGCAGUUGCCGAUGAAGAGAGUGGGAGUAUAGGUACUGAGGAUAUCUUACGAGCUGGUUGGCGGGCAGACGCCGCGAUCGUCUCCGAGCCUACAGGCCUUCAGAUUUUCCACGCACACAAGGGCUUCUGUGACAUAGAAGUGGUGGUUCACGGCGUCGCAGCCCACGGCUCGCGGCCUGAUUUGGGUGUUGAUGCCAUAAUCAAUGCAGGGUAUUUUCUUUCUGAGCUUGGAAAGCUCGUUAAGCAAAUUCAUCAAGGUACCGCUGGCGCUGGUCGUGACAUGACAUUAGGCACAGCGAAUGUGCAUGCUUCGACCAUCUCUGGUGGCGAAGAAAUAUCUUCCUAUCCCGCGCAGUGCAAGGUCCUUAUGGAGUGGCGCACUAUACCGGGUGAGUCUAAGGAGAUUGUCGAGAGCAAGAUGCGCCAGUUGAUAGCCGAUGUUGCAAAAGCCGUGCCAGGUUUCAAGGCCGACUUCAGAAUUAUCAUGAGUCGACCGCCUAUGGCCACUGCCUUCGAUCACCCUUUCGUCGAGCUUGUUACGGAUGUUGUUGGUGAUGUUCUUGGGUCGAAGGCUACUCUGGCUGGUGCGCCUUAUUGGACUGACUGCGCUCUGCUGGCUGAAGCUGGCAUCGUCCCACUGGUAUGGGGUCCGAAAGGAGAGGGAUUGCAUUCCAAGAAAGAAUGGGUAGAUAUUGACUCGAUUGGUAAAGUGGUGGAAGGCUUAACGAAUGUUAUCAAUAGGUUUUGCCGAUAGACGAUCAAAGACCUGUCUGUACUAUAUGAAACAUUUGAAGUUUCCAGAUCAAGCCCUCUGGAUGAGUCGUGUAAUAUGUUAUCCAUGUAGCUGCCACUAGGGAGCCUCGGAUGAUUGAUUAAUGAGGAUCGAUAACUAGGCAUAGAUCUU
This is a messenger RNA of Fusarium redolens, 2255 nucleotides long. RefSeq lists its product as uncharacterized. Gene Ontology annotation, molecular function: hydrolase activity. The coding region runs from base 123 to 2105 and encodes 660 amino acids. The record is from RefSeq and is a predicted model, not a curated record. The transcript is spliced from 2 exons. Lineage: Eukaryota; Fungi; Ascomycota; Sordariomycetes; Hypocreales; Nectriaceae.